This is a messenger RNA of Scatophagus argus, 1581 nucleotides long. RefSeq names its product olfactomedin-4-like. Bases 99 to 1481 code for a protein of 460 amino acids. Gene Ontology annotation, biological process: signal transduction. Lineage: Eukaryota; Metazoa; Chordata; Actinopteri; Scatophagidae. The record is from RefSeq and is a predicted model, not a curated record. The transcript is spliced from 7 exons.
AGAGAUUAGUGGGUGUGUUCACAAGCUCAGAGCUACAGAUAAAGUCAUAUCCAUACUGUGUUCAGAGUUUGUUUCAUUUAGCUCUACUGUGAUCCACCAUGAAGAUGCAUGUGCUCGUUCCUCUGUGUGUUCUGUUCACCCUCACCCAACAGGUACCUUCACGUGAUAGGUGUGCAUGUGAGUUGACUAACACAGAGAAGGCUUUCCCUCAUGACAAACUCAGCACAGCGGAGGACAACGCCUCAAAAUGCAACAGUAACAUCACACCACAAAAGACUCUGGAGCUGGAAAGUCUGCUGUUGGGUUUGGAGAAACGUCUGCCCCAGCUGCAGGAAGAUGUGUCCAUGCUGGAGAAGGAAGAUGAUGGAGACCUCUAUGGAGUCAUCAGCCUGCAGGUGGUGGAGAACGAACUGCUGGAGAUUAAGCAGCUCAUCAGCAGGCUCCGCAGCACCACCCUGGAACACCAGCUUCUGACUAAUGACACCACUAAAAAAUUGGAGGACCUGAGAGUAGAGAUGCAGGAGCUUGAGACAUAUGACACCAUGCAGGUGGUGAAGAGACAACAAAACAACCUGCGUCUCAAGAAAGACCUGGACCAGUGCAGGAAUGGACAUCAGAACAUCCAGUCCACUCCACUCCCAGGGCAAGGUAACUGUCCGCAUGGUAAAUUUCUGAACGUUACCGGGCCAAGGAUGUACACAGCAGGAGAGUACCCUGGCUCCUACAAGUAUGGAGCCUGGGGUCGUGAUCCCAAACCAGAUGUUGGGAAGGAGAACUGGUAUUGGCUGGUAAUGUUGACUUCCAGUAACAAAUACUCCAACUACAUCCGUCUUUACUCAAGUCUGAGCGCGCUCAUUGUUGGGGUGAGCACACCAGGUAAUGUCCAGAUCAGCCCCUCUAAUCCAACCACCAACACCGUCCAGGGUCCAAAUACGGUGCUGUAUGGAGAGGCUUUGUACUACAACUGUUACAAUCAAGAUUCUGUUUGUCGAUUCAACCUGACCACCAAAACUGUAACCACCUUACAACUUCCAAAAGGCACCAGGUUUAACUCAAAGGGUAACUUCUGCCACCUUGAUGAAUGCUACCCAUUCACUGACCUGGACCUGGCAACAGAUGAGUCAGGUGUCUGGGUCAUCUAUACCACCACCCAGGACUUUGGCAACUUGGUGCUGUCCAAGGUGGAGGAGGGGGAACCGAUGACACUUGGCCAAACCUGGUACACCUCAGUCUACAAGCAGGCUGUGACCAACACCUUUAUGGCGUGCGGUGUGCUCUAUGCAACACGGUAUGUCAACAAAGACAUGGAGGAGAUCUUCUAUUCUUUUGACACCACGACAGGCAUGGAAAGGUUUAACAUUGGUAUCUUCAUCAACAAGAUGUCAGCCAAUAUUUAUUCCCUGAACUACAGCCCUGUGGACCAGAUGCUACAUGCCUACUGUGACUCCUACAUGGUUUCCUAUAAGGUUUUGUUUUCAUGAAAGCACAAUGCUGACAAAUCCACAAAAGCCUGCAUUUUCAUUAAUAGUGGCCAGCACAAACAAAUAAAGUCACAUCAUAAGCGUGGACAAAAAGCAUUAA